AGAAAGAAAAACCCAUUCGCAGUUUCUCUCACACCCAAUCUUGAAUCUUCCUCUUUUCUAUUCGAUUUUCCUCUCAAAAUCGGAGAAAUUUUCUAUCUUUUUCGCAUUGAGAAACCAUCAAGUUAUUGCAAUUUGGUUUACGUUUCUUUGAUUCGGGUCAAUCCGCGAUUGUGUUUUCAAAUAAAGAUUGGUAUUUGUAUUGGAAAUUUGUUGUUUUCGUGAAAACAACAGAUUCUUAAAGCCUUUCAAUUGAUACCCAGCUACGCCCGAUUCAAAAUCUGCUGAUUUUUUUUUAUGUUUCAGAGAGAAACAUCACUGAAUUCGAGUUCAGCUUUUGUUUGUUUGGUUUAGAAAUCGUUGAAAUCGAUGGAGAAAGCUGAAGGAGGGGAUGUGCCGCCGAAAAAACUCGCGAGGCAGCUGGAUUUUACAGGACAUGGCGCCGCAUCCGGAGCUGUCACGUUGCCGGAACAUCCUCAGCGGUCGGCGGCGGCUCAACCUCAGCUACUGCGACCGCUGCCUCUUACAAUGGCUCAGAUGCAGUCACCGACGCAGCAGCAAACGAUGCUUUUGAUGCCGAUGCAAACCCAGAUGCCUUAUUCUUCCAUUCGUCCUGUAAAGCCGGAAUCUCCCAGGACACGCCAGAGAGCAAAUGCUGAUGUUAAAGAUGGUACUCCAAAGAAGCAAAAGCAGUGUAACUGUAAACAUUCAAAAUGCUUGAAGCUGUAUUGUGAAUGUUUUGCAUCUGGCAUCUAUUGUGAUGGGUGCAACUGUACCAAUUGCCACAAUAAUGUUGAACACGAGCCUGCAAGGAGAGAGGCAGUCGAAGCAACCUUAGAGCGGAAUCCAAAUGCAUUCAGACCAAAAAUUGCUAGUAGCCCACAUGGUGCGAAAGAUAGUAGGGAGGAAGCUCGGGAUGUCUUGGUGUUGGGGAAACACAACAAGGGUUGUCACUGCAAGAAAUCUGGAUGUCUGAAGAAAUAUUGCGAGUGUUUUCAAGCAAACAUUCUCUGUUCUGAAAAUUGCAAAUGUAUGGACUGCAAAAAUUUUGAAGGGAGCGAAGAGAGACAAGCUCUCUUCCAAGGAGAACAUACAAAUGUCGCUUACCUCCAGCAGGCAACAAAUGCUGCCAUAACUAAUGCCAUUGGUUCUUCAUCUGGCUUUGGAUCCCCUCAAUUAACCAAGAAGAGAAAAGGUCAAGAACUCUUCUUUCCCACCAAAGAUUCACCCACUCACAAGCUUCCACAUUUCCAACAGGCGAACCAGGUAAAAUCAUCUGCACAUUCUCCUUCCAUGUCUAACAUUGCUGUUGGCCAUGCUGCAAAUUUGGGUCCUUCAAAGUUUACUUACAGGUCUCUCUUAGCUGAUAUAAUUCAACCAGAGGACUUAAAGGAACUUUGUUCGGUUUUAGUUGUACAUUCAGAAGAAGCUGCAAAGACACUGACAGACAAAAAGGAUGAAAUGGAUGAACAGACUGAAGAACAGAAAGAAAAUUCAGUAGUCUCCUCAACUCAAGACAGGUUAGAAAACCAAAAAGAUGCAACUGAAAGAAGUACAACUGAUGCUAGUCCGAGUGGCAUCGCAGCUGAUAGAAACAACAAUCCAGAUUCAUCCGGUUCAGAUGCUGCUCCAAAAGAAGGAAAACCGAUGUCUCCAGGAACUCUAGCACUAAUGUGCGAUGAGCAAGAUUCCAUUUUUAUUUCUGCUUCUUCCCCAAAAGAGACCAACCAUAACACUUCUUCAAAGCUGUCUAGCGGACAAAAGAUGUCAGACAUUUACAUAGAACAAGAAAGAAUUGUAUUGACAAAGUUUCGAGAUUGUCUAAACAAGCUUAUUACCUUGGGAGAAAUAAAAGAGUCGGAAUGUUCUUCGCUGGCUAGAACUGGAUUGGCUAUCAGCAAUGGUGGUUCCGACAAUGAAUGCAGGGUAGGAUCAACAACUGUUUCGGAAAACGGGGAUACCAAAGUAAAGAGUACUCAUAAUUCAUAGGUGAAGAAUUAAGGUAUGAGCAUUAAGGUUAACCAAUAGAUGAAUUCAAUUCAGUAGAUCAAUACUCUGUAAGAUUACUACAGCAAAAUGAUUAUACAUUACUAUUUAUUAUUAUUAUUAUUUUUACAACAACGGUCAUUCAAACUGAA
Molecule: messenger RNA, 2135 nt
Organism: Impatiens glandulifera
Lineage: Eukaryota; Viridiplantae; Streptophyta; Magnoliopsida; Ericales; Balsaminaceae
Product: protein tesmin/TSO1-like CXC 5
Exons: 8
Coding region: 367-1986 (539 amino acids)
Biological process (GO): regulation of DNA-templated transcription
Cellular component (GO): nucleus
Source: RefSeq, a predicted model, not a curated record